UGAUUUUAUUGUGAAAAAAAAUCCUUUUUAGAUCUGCGCGGCAGCUGCAACAUAUAUUAUUCUAUCAACAGCAGAAGAAAGUUUUUCUCUCGACGGACCUACAUCUAUUUUCAUCAGCAAAUCUGUUAUCAUUCCAAUCGUUUGCGGAACGAACUUGUGCGCUGGGUGACGGAAUCUGCGCGUGAACAAUCGCGGACGCCCGUGUGAUUAGUGAUUUAUUAGCACGAGAUGAUUAUGACGAUGGCGACGGCGACGACAACGAUAAGCAGACGGGAACAAUAAUAUUACCGCAGUAAAAGGGAAUGCAGCAAUAGCAGGCAGACAGUGCAUCGUCCGCACAUUCUCCACCAUUCAGUCAGUGGAUUAUGGGAAGCUCCAGUGAUAAGUGGUACCGCUAGCGGAAAACAUACAGCAUCCUUCCUGCCGAGAAAAGGGUAGGUUUCUGCGUGUUAUACGACCAGUUAGAAAAAAAAAAUAAAAAGUUUCGCUGCUAAGCAGCCGCAGCCUCAGGUGCAGCAGAUCAUUCGCCUGUGUUUCUGAUGCAUAACAUAACACCUAUUAUAGCAGCGAAAAAUAAAUUGAAAGUGGAAACAGCUGCUACCUAAAUGUCGUUCCCAGUGAAACGGAACAAAGUGACUGAGAAAAGUGCACCUAGAAUGAUGGAAAACAAAUUGUAGUAAUGUGUUCUGCGUUCGUACAUUGUUAAUGUUUUAAGUUGUUGAGUUUUUAUUUCCAUCAUCCAUUACUUAUACAGUCCUAUUGACUUUAGAGUUUAGCGUUUGUUUUGUUACCUACCCGGGUCGGAUAUAUUUUCGGCUCGUUUGGUGUCUUAUCACCCAGCGGCAAACAAAGUAAUUUCAUCUGUACACACACCGUCUCUGGCUGGGUUGUGUGUGGAUCGUUUUCUUUUUUUUGCGCGAUACGGAAAUAAGCGGACUCCAAAAUGCGAGUCGUAGCGCUCGUCAGCGGCGGCAAGGACAGCACCUACAACAUGAUGCAGGUGACGGCGGAAGGACACCAGGUGAUAGCACUGGCCAACCUGCACCCGAAAGAUAAAGAUGAGCUGGACAGCUACAUGUACCAAACGGUGGGCCAUCAGGGCAUCGACAUGUUGGCGCAGGCAAUGGAACUACCGCUAUACCGGAAGAUCACUCGAGGCAAUUCGAUCAACACCAAGGGCAACUAUGAACCGACGGAGGACGACGAAGUGGAAGAUCUGUACGACCUACUGCGCCAGAUAAAGGAGGAACAACAGGUGGAAGCAGUGGCCGUCGGGGCCAUUCUGUCCGACUAUCAGCGCGUUCGAGUGGAGAAUGUUUGCAACCGGCUGCAGCUCAUUUCACUGGCCUACCUCUGGCGAAGGGAUCAAACUGAGCUGCUGCAGGAGAUGAUCGACUGCCAGGUGUAUGCGAUCAUCAUAAAAGUGGCUGCACUGGGAUUGAUGCCGGACAGGCAUUUGGGCAAAUCGCUUAAAGAGAUGCAGACUCACCUGGUCAAGAUGAAGGAUAAGUACGGGUUAAAUGUCUGCGGCGAAGGUGGUGAGUACGAAACAUUCACCCUCGACUGUCCGCUGUUCAAAAGUCGCAUCGUCGUUGACGAUGUGCAGACGGUGAUAAGUUCCGCCGAUCCGGUUUGUCCGGUGGGCUAUCUUAACUUUACAAAGCUCCGACUGGUGCCAAAAGAACGUACCGAUACGGUAGUGAUUAAGAACUCUCUUGACUUCGUUGUUGAUUUGAACGAGAGCAGCUACAGCGACCUGAGUGAUCCAGAUCUCAACGAGACGGAGCUGGAACUAAUCGAGAAAGAAACCAACGCACGGGUGGCUGUCAUGCGGAAUUCCUUCAGCAAAGAUGAUCUUAACAAGAUUGACGCUGGCAGUGGUAUGUCUCGAAGUAACAGCAUAUCCAAAGAUUACAAAAAGGAAUUAACCCUUCCGCGGUCUCCGGUAAAAAUUAUAACCAAAGGGAUUAGUUUAGACAACAGUGGAGAGGAUGCCAGCAGCGGGACGGAGGAUGCCCAUCGGACCAGAGCUCACGAAUGUGAGCGUGAAAAGGAACCCUUGACGAACCAUCCUCGGGCGAUCGUUAACUGCAAGGGUUGGAUGUGGGUGGCCGGCAUUCAGGGUGUAGCGGAAUCGUCUAGUCAAGCAAUGGAGAUCGCACUUGCGUCAUUGGAAAAUUUGGUAACUUCAAAUUCUUUUUCGCUUCGUCAAAUUUGCUACAUUACUAUGUAUAUGCGUGAUAUGAACGAAUACUCGUCUCUAAAUGAGAUCUACUCCAAAGUGUUUAGCUUUACUAAUCCACCGACAAGGGUUUGUGUAGAAUGCCCUCUUCCAGAUAACUGUCAUAUUGUGCUAGAGGCAGUAGCUUAUAAUCGGGAAAAGUCAGCUUCCGAGUUACAACACAAAAGACACACGAUGCACGUCCAGGGAAUCUCUCACUGGGCCCCAGCCAACAUUGGAACUUACAGUCAAUCUACGAAGGUCGGUCAUAUUACGUACAUUUCGGGCCAAAUUGCUCUGGUUCCGGGCAGCAUGACUAUCAUCGAAGGAGGUAUCCGGCAACAGUGCAAACUAACAUUGCGCCAUCUCAGCCGGAUAGCGGGUGCAAUGAAUUCCCAGGGAUUGCUGCGCGAUGUCGUUCAGGGAAUUUGUUUUGUAACCAAUCCAAGCUAUAUUUCGGAAGCCCGCCGUCAGUGGGAACGACGGACUGCCAAUGCUAUAAUCGAUUACAUCGUGGUUCCGGCUUUACCUCGAGGCGCUUUGGUUGAGUGGCAAGUUUGGGCGCACACGCACAACGACAAGUUUGAUUAUGAAGAAACCGGAUGCUCCAUAGGCGACUACACAAUCUCCAUCCGAAGACGAUGGAAUUAUGAGAACAAUUGCGCGUCAGUUGUGUGUUACGUUUCCACAGGCCUGGCAUCGUCAACGACCAAACUGGCCGAACUGAGCGACGACUUCCUGCAACGUCACAACCAGACGGCCCAGGCAAUCAGCCGCGAGCAGAUCCACGACACGAUAGCGUACGUGCUGCGGAAACUCCUCCAGGACUAUCCGAUGGGGAAUAGUCCCUCGAACGAAUCCUGUUCCUCGUCGUCGGAUGAUCACACGCAAGAUCACGCACACAAUCACCACCAUCAGCGUCACAAUCCCCAUCAUUAUCACACGAUGGAUGCAACAAGUGGCGGCGGCAGCAAUCAUCCGCACCAGGAGGCGGAAUAUUCCAAGCCGACCGUUCAUUUGCGCUUCUUCUACCAGGUGGGGGGCAGCGUUUCCGUGCAGUCCCUGGUGGAAGCUAUCGAAAGUUUUCUCAGCUCGCCGUCCAACGUAGCUCGAAUCGCAUACACUGUCGUUCCGGCAUGUCAUCUGCAAAAUUUUAGCACCUUUAUCUCUAUCUGUGGCCUGAGACACCACGAGUAAGGUUUUUGAUAGUCUUAUUGGUUUUUUAACGGUUAUUACGUGCGCCUUUUUCACUUUUACAAAGCAGAAAGAAAAAUCACCCGCUUAAGCACAUGCUACCGUUUUGGAUUUUUUUUUGUAAUUAAACAGUAACUGCAAAAGGAGGAGGCACUGUAGCUGACAUUUUACAGUGACAAAAGAAUUGGCACUUUUAAAAAUGAUUCUAUUCAAAAACGAAAAGCCUCUAAGGCACCCAAUCGGAUAACCAAUUUACUAAAACUGUACUACACGCAAGCGGAAUGUUUUACGAUUGCUACUAUUAUUGAAAUCAUCUGAAUAAUAUAUUGAAUGUUGAUAGAUUAAAAAUAAAAAUAAAAAACAGAGAGU
Messenger RNA from Sabethes cyaneus, 3784 nucleotides. RefSeq lists its product as uncharacterized. The record is from RefSeq and is a predicted model, not a curated record. Gene Ontology annotation, biological process: protein histidyl modification to diphthamide. Lineage: Eukaryota; Metazoa; Arthropoda; Insecta; Diptera; Culicidae. Bases 944 to 3418 code for a protein of 824 amino acids. Gene Ontology annotation, molecular function: diphthine-ammonia ligase activity. The transcript has 11 exons.